Zygotorulaspora mrakii is the source of this 948-nucleotide messenger RNA. It is a transcript of the gene RNH201, whose product is annotated as ribonuclease H2 catalytic subunit RNH201. Gene Ontology annotation, biological process: mismatch repair; DNA replication, removal of RNA primer. The record is from RefSeq and is a predicted model, not a curated record. Lineage: Eukaryota; Fungi; Ascomycota; Saccharomycetes; Saccharomycetales; Saccharomycetaceae. The transcript has a single exon. Bases 1 to 948 code for a protein of 315 amino acids. Gene Ontology annotation, cellular component: ribonuclease H2 complex. Gene Ontology annotation, molecular function: RNA binding; RNA-DNA hybrid ribonuclease activity.
AUGACAGAAUUGCCACCUACGAUUCCGGGCUCGCUGAACUCACUUCAUACAAAAAAUUUCUUCUCUGAAGUGCCAUUGAAUCUCGAUCCCCAGUCCCCCAUAAUACUGGGUGUUGAUGAGGCUGGUCGUGGCCCUGUGAUGGGACCUAUGGUAUACGCGGUUAGUUACUGUACUAAAGACUACCAAGACAAUAUUCUGAUCCCGAAAUAUGAAUUCGACGAUUCAAAGAAGCUGACUGAUCCGGUGCGCCGAUCACUGUUCCAGAAAAUGUGGUGUCCAUUGCCAGAGGUUCAAGAUGAACCACCUACCGGCUCUGCGAAAAGGACAGAAAUUGAUGGUGUGGGCUAUGCGACCACUUGCAUUACUCCCGUAGACAUUUCUACUGGGAUGUUAAGAUACCCUCCAUCAAAGAACUAUAACUUGAACGCUCAGGCACAUGAUGUUACAAUGAACCUCAUUCAAGGUGUUUUGGAUCAAGGUGUCAAUAUAGAUCAUGUCUAUGUUGAUACCGUUGGACCACCAGCAUCUUACCAGAAAAAACUAGAGGGUAGAUUUCCCCAUGUCAAAUUUACGGUGGCCAAGAAAGCUGAUUCACUUUAUUGCAUUGUAAGCGUCGCCAGUGUCGUUGCAAAAGUAACAAGAGACAUUCUGGUUGACUCAUUGAGGUCCUCUCCAGGCGAAAUUAUCGGUUCCGGCUAUCCAUCUGAUCCCAAGACAACUGCAUGGCUAAGGAAAAACCAAUCACCAUUAUUUGCAUGGCCCAAAGAGAUGGUCAGAUUCUCGUGGCAAACGUGUGAAACGCUCAUGAAUAAUCCGUCCACAGGCAGUAUUCCCAUCGAAUGGGAAGAACAGUUUCUAAACUCAAAAAAGAAUAUGGCACAGCAGUGGGCUGCAAAAUCAAUGGUUAACAAUGAACCUAUAACGCUCGAUAAUUGGUUCUCUUCCUAA